ACUGGGUUGUUGGUGCCCUUGGCAGAGGUGCUGGAUGCCUUCUCGUAGACCAGCUGCCGUUCCAAAAGAAGCCUUCACAGUCAAGAUAUCCAAGGCAACUGCUCUGUGAGCUACUCUGUCCUGCUGUCACUGACCAUAUCCAUCAUGCCCAGGGGAAAAAAGAGUAAGGCCCGGGCUCGUGAGAAACGCCGCCAGACCAAAACAGGGUCCAAAGAGCUCCAGGAUACUCAGACCAUGACACCAGAGCAAAGAGAGUCAUCCUCUUCCUCUGCUCAUGCCUCUGGAGGUGCUGCCCCAAGUGCCUCUUCUGAUAUCUUUUCCAAGUUGUUUCAAGAAUUGCCUGAUGCCACCACUUUCAGUAUCUGCCUUGCCAGCAAAAGCUCUGAUAAAAGUGCUGACAGCCGACGGAAGAAAACUGGGAACUCCUCUAGGGCCCAGCACUCCAGGAAGAGCCCACGGAAGGAUCUUCUAACAAGGAAGACAGAGAUGCUGAUGGAGUACAUGCUCACCAAGUACAAACAGAAAGAGCCCCUGUUAAGAGAAGAAAUGCUGAAUGCAGUCAACAAACGUUUCAAGGAGCAGUUUCCUGAGAUCCUCAAGAAAGCUUCCAACCGCUUGGAUCUGGUUUUUGGCCUAGAGUUGAAAGAAGUCCAGCCCAAUGGUCAAUCCUAUGAGCUUGUCAGCAAGCUAGAUUUCCAGGAUGAUGGAAGUAGGAGCAGUGAGCUGGGUCUUCCCAACAGGGGCAUUCUGAUCCCUCUCCUAGGUGUGAUCUACUUAAAUGGCUACUGUGCCCCCGAGGAGGAGGUCUGGCACUUCCUGAAAUCGUUAGGAAUCUAUGAUGGGGUCCCACACCUCAUCUUUGGGGAUAUCAGAAAGCUCAUCACUGAAGAGCUAGUGCAGGAAAAGUACCUGGAAUACCGUCGGGUUCCUGAUGGGGAUCCUCCAUCCUAUCAGUUCCUGUGGGGGCCAAAAGCCUAUGCUGAAACCAGCCAGGCAAAGGUGAUGGAGUUUCUGGGCAAUGUCAGUGAAACUGGCUCCUCUACCUACCCAUCCAAUUAUGAAUCAGCUUUGAUGGAAGAAGAUAGUGCUCAUGCUGAAGGUGCAACCCAGAAAAGCACUAAAUGCAAGACUAAGAGACGUUCUAAAACCAAGUCCAGCCUUCCUACCUGCUAGUGAGAUCUAAGGUAGUCUCCACUACAUGAUUGAAAGAACCUACUAAUCUUUGCUUUUGUGAUGUUCAAAUUAGUUAUUGAUGAAGCUGUUUAGUGUAUUUUAUCAUAACAUUCACUUGAACUCAGAAGUUAAAAAGAACAAUACCAUAGAUCAUGCCUUCAUUGCUGUUUACCAAGGUGAGGGUUGAAAGUUUGAUUUGAUGUGAAAUGUGAUUUGAAAUUUCAUAGUCAACUUUAGUGAUGUACCAUAAGGUAAUGUGGAAUUAGAAUCUAAAUGUGCCUGAGAGUAGGAGAGAAAAGAAGAUAUAGAAAAAGUAAUAGACUUUUAGUUCAUUUUUUGUUUUGCUCCACAUUUCUUUUUUUAAACAUGUAAGAGAUGCAUACCUACUUUGCUUAUGAUAUUAAAGGAUGUGUAAGAAACUAAAUCACAAUAAAUUGGAUUUAUUGCUCAAGGUUUGUAUUUUACCAAAACACUUAAUUAAACAUCUGUUCUUGGAAAGUC
Messenger RNA from Peromyscus leucopus (white-footed mouse), 1674 nucleotides. RefSeq names its product melanoma-associated antigen B2-like. The transcript is spliced from 2 exons. The record is from RefSeq and is a predicted model, not a curated record. Gene Ontology annotation, biological process: negative regulation of transcription by RNA polymerase II. The coding region runs from base 145 to 1173 and encodes 342 amino acids. Gene Ontology annotation, cellular component: nucleus. NCBI's taxonomy places the organism in Eukaryota, Metazoa, Chordata, Mammalia, Rodentia, Cricetidae.